AUGCCGCGUCUGGGGCGCUGCGCCGCCGCGCCGCCGUGCGUUGUUACCGCCGCCGCGGGCGUCUUUUGCUGCAGCUGGCGGUCGCAGUCCUCGUCGGCGUCGCCCGGCGGAAGCCGCAGGAACGCCAACCGCUGCGACGGCGUGGCGCUCGCGCCGCUGCGCUGCCCUGGCGGGCCGCGGGUGAAGGCGGAGGGGCUGAAGCACCUCUUCAAGGUCCCCCACGCCGGCUACCUGGCGAAGUACGACCAGCGCUUCAUCCUCAACCUGAAGCUCACGCACCAGAUCGUCUCCCACCUCAGCCGCACGACGCUCAAGACGCACGACAAGUUGUUGAUCGAGCUCGGCCCCGGCACCGGGGCGCUCACGCGGAGUCUGCUGACGCGGCCCUGCGUCGCCGUGUUGGGCGUCGAGGCGGACGAGCGGUUCAACGCCCACCUGGAGCAGAUCCGGCAGUACACGAAUGGGAAGUUUCAUUGGGUGAAUGCCGACGUGCUCCGCGUGAAUGAGCUGGAGCUGCUGCGCUCGACCUUCCCCAGCUUUGUUGAGCAGCACCGGCGCCGACGGGCCGCCGUGCACGCGGACGGCGGGGAGGAGGCGGCAAGCGCGGCGGCGGGAACCCACCACGAAAACGACGACGACGACUGUGGCGAUGGCGGUGGCGGUGAGGGGUAUGAGGGCGCCCCGCUGCGAAACGCCCGGCGCGAGCGCAUUUUGCGGAGGCGUUUUGGGAGCGCUGCCGGGUUUAACCACGACCCAGCGCGUGAGGGCGGCGGUAGUCGUGGUGGCAGUGCCGCCGCCUUUGCCGUAACGGAUCGCUGGUGGUCCGACGGGGACGCGAAGGUGGAGGUCGUGGCGAAUCUCCCCUUUGACGUCAUCACGGAGCUGCUGAUGCGGUACGCCGUGGAUUGCUCGCGCAGGCAAAAUUUGUUCGUCUUUGGGCGCGUCCCGCUGCACGUCUUCACCCAGAAGGAGAUUGCGGAGCGCAUCAUUGCCCCCGCCGGCUCCAUCCACUUCUCACGCCUGUCGGUGCUGUGCCAGUGCUUCUUCCACGUCCAGCUGCGGCAGACGUUUAGGGAGAUGACGUACUACCCAAAGACCGAGGUGCUGGGGGCGAUGCUGACGCUGCAGCCCCGCUCCGCGCCGCUCGUGCCGGCGAUGGACGCCGCCACGCUGAUGCACUUCACCGACCUACUGAUGAAGCCGGGGCACCGCGGCAUGACGGUGCACAAGGCGCUGCUGAAGUGCGUCCCGGCAGAGGUGGCGCAGUACAUGCUGCAGGAGCUGCGGGUGGACGGGGCACUGACCGUCUUGGACCUGACGGCCGAGGAAAUCUGCAAACUCGCCCUGCUGUGGCAACGCUUCCUCGAGGCCUCCUCGCAGCAGCAGCAGCAGCAGCAGCAAGAGCAGCCCCCACGCGACGAGGCGAAGCGGGGCGAGGCAGCCGGCGGAAGGGAAGAACGGCACGAGGCGUAA
This is a messenger RNA of Trypanosoma conorhini, 1473 nucleotides long. RefSeq names its product putative rRNA dimethyltransferase. NCBI's taxonomy places the organism in Eukaryota, Euglenozoa, Kinetoplastea, Trypanosomatida, Trypanosomatidae. The transcript has a single exon. Gene Ontology annotation, molecular function: rRNA (adenine-N6,N6-)-dimethyltransferase activity. The record is from RefSeq and is a predicted model, not a curated record. Bases 1 to 1473 code for a protein of 490 amino acids. Gene Ontology annotation, biological process: rRNA methylation. Gene Ontology annotation, cellular component: mitochondrial matrix.